Messenger RNA from Anarrhichthys ocellatus (wolf-eel), 4328 nucleotides. RefSeq names its product aquaporin 11 (gene aqp11). Gene Ontology annotation, molecular function: channel activity. Gene Ontology annotation, biological process: transmembrane transport. The record is from RefSeq and is a predicted model, not a curated record. Bases 347 to 1162 code for a protein of 271 amino acids. The transcript is spliced from 3 exons. NCBI's taxonomy places the organism in Eukaryota, Metazoa, Chordata, Actinopteri, Perciformes, Anarhichadidae. Gene Ontology annotation, cellular component: membrane; cytoplasm.
GGAGAGGAACGGCAAGAAAUCAGAGAGUAGGAGGAUAGAGGAGAGUGGGGCCGGGGCUAAUGAGGGAGGAGAUGGGAAAGGAAAAGAGGGGACAAAGGGAGGGAGAGGAGGGGGAAAACUGCGGAGUUCAGUCACUUCCGCACCAUGUGAGUUAACGGGACUGAAGCUCAUUUGCUCCCGGUUGAAGCCCGCAUCCUUCGGGAUAAAGCAGCAGCCACGCACAGCAGAGGCUUCCAUCGGACAGAGGAAGCGGCAUACAGCGAUAGCGGCAGCGGGCACACAGCGGAGCGUCAGCUGCUGAAGGUACGGACAAUCCGCCGACACAGAGCGCGGACCUUCCGCGAACAUGACAGCGGACGUGGCGGUGUCUCUGUCGGUACUCGCGGGGAUCAUCGCGCUGAGCGACGCGACCCGCAGAUUGAUGACCAGGGCCCUCGUGGACACCGGGCUCUCCGUGUACGCGGUGGAGCUCGUGUCCACCUUCCAGCUGUGCUGCUGCACGCACGAGCUGAAGCUGCUGUCCGAUGUGGGCGGGAUCGAGCCUCGCCUCGCGCUCACCUUCACAUACAUGGCGGCCGUGGGCCACGCGCUCACCUUCGGCGGGGCCAUCGGCAACCCCUCCGCAACGCUCGAGCACGCGUACCACGCGAGGUUGUCGGGCGGGUGCGCCCUGCGGCGAAUCGCGUGCCAGUUUGCCGCGGCGACCGCCGCGCGAGCCGCGGUGCCGGCGAUUUGGGGUGUCGGGUUGUCGGGACUACACGCGCGGCACAAGCUGCUCGGCUACAGGUGCAUCAGCGCCAUCCGCGCUCCGCUGCCCAAGGCCGCCGCGGUGGAGCUCGCGUGCGCCUUUGCGGUUCAGACCGCCAUAACGCACACGCGACCGGUGGAGGAGAAAUACCGCGUGCACGCGGUGGCUGCGGUCAUCACGAUAGUGGUUUAUGCAGGUCGCAGUGUGACAGGAGCAGUGUUCAACCCGGCGCUGGCCUUCUCCACACAGUUCUCCUGCAGUGGAAACUCCUUCCUGGAGUACUGCCUGGUCUACUGGCUGAGCCCGCUGCUGGGUAUGAUGAGCUCAGUGCUGCUGUUUGAUAAACUCGUCCCUCUGCUGUCGGGGGAGUCUGCGUCUCUCCAUCUCCCCCUAGAGACCAAGAAGAGGACAUGAGCAACGUGGACAUUUCAAACCCAGACCACAUGUGGUGGAUGUUUACUGACACACUGUUAAACCACAGCUGAUUCUAGUCACAAGUAAGACAAAUAAUCAGAGCACUGAUAUGCACUUUCUUUUGUUUAAGACUUCAAGACCUCAAGAGCACAUUGUAGAAGCUAAACAGAAAACUAACUUAGCGUCUCAUUUUAGUGUUCUUCGUAAGAUAGAUCUCAUUUACAAAGCAUGCGCAAAUUUAUUGACCAAUUUUUUACUUGGUCAAACAUGUAAAAAUCAUUUAGUUUUCACUCAUCUGAUUUAAAAAUCCUUUAGAAACAUCAACACUUCUGUUUUUCGGAUCACCACCCCGGAGCCAAAAUCACCUCUGCAACUGUUGAAAUGACACGCUGGAAAUGUCCAAUAUCUGUCAGUGAAACAUACAUUAACAAAGGGUUUGCCCUACUUGCAUGACUUUUAGGCAGAUUACAGCAUGUCGAUCUCAAUCCUGCAAACAAAUAUUGUAGUUGCAACAAUUUACUGGAGCUAAUUCACUAAUUAAUCAACCGAAAUAUGUAUAGUAGAAAGUUGAGAAUUGGAUGUUCCGAGUAUGAUAUGGCAAUAAACUUUAUUUGUAUAAUCUUUUCAUAACACAUUUAAAAAGUGCUUAACAGAGAAAAUGUAUCUUUUUUAAUUUGUGUUUAUACUUAAUGUGACAAGCACAGUGUAGGAAUGUACAGUACACGGGUCCAUGUACGCACAGAUACAACUGGUGCCUUUGAAUUCUCUGUAAAAAGCUGGAAAGGCAGAUUAAACCCUCUUGACGGACCCCAUUUUGAAAUAAUGAUUGAUUGCUCAGUGAGGUAGCAAAUUGCAACCGACUGAAUCCCGCUCCACAAGUGUGUCAGAGAACUACGGUGGCCUUCAGGUAACACAAAACACGUGAAAGUUUUGUGGUUUGUCCGUUCUGGGCUACCAUAGCAAUAUGGCGGUGCAGCAUGGUGGACUCCGUGAAGAGGACCCGCUCCCUAAGGGCUCAUUCUAAAGAACGCUAAAGAAAUCACAAUUCUUGGUUUCAGGUGAUUAUACAGUCACGAAAACAUAGUUAUAUAUCAUUUCUGCCAAUACAUCCCCCUAAAUCCUACACACUGCUCCUUUAAGCGUCAGUUAUACCCACAGACGGACAGUAUGUGCAUGCAGAGUGCUACUGGUCCACUUGUGGGACGCGUUCCACACACAUUACGCAGGUUGCUAUGCUACCACUUUUGGUGUACAUAUUGGCGGUACAUGGAUGUCUGUACAGAACCUUUGCGUACACCCUCUUAUGACAAAACCUACGUCUUGGGGACCAUCGCAUACUCGUAGACGUGGAAAGCAUAACUUUAGCUACAAGCUACUGAGUCCUACGUCGCCACGUUGAGGGAUUCUCAAAAACUUUUGAUUUUGAUUUGUUUACGCGCAAAGAUUGGUAGCAGCCGGUGGCUCAGAUUGCACAAAAGGGUAGCGCUAUGAUGUCUCAUGUUACAGGGACUGUGAGAAAUGCAAAUGCCACUGCUGGGAUUGCAUAUAAACAUUUUACUUAGAUUUAUGCAUAUGGUGGUGUUCUUUAUACUAUUAAAAUGUUCCUAAAAUUAAGAUUAAAAAAAUAAAUCUAUAUUAAAUGGUAACCCCUGUAUCACGCUACGCAUCGUAUGGCCAGAUUCUCUCCAAUGCACAGCCCUACUUGCACCACCCUUCCCCCCUCGUAUUGUAUUAUAUAACAUAUUGUUGGUUAAGGCUUUUAACCCUCGAUAUAAACAGAAUAAAUUGAACAAAAACAAAAGUGAUACAAAAACUAUGCAUUUAUUGACAUUUUAAUACAAAGACAUUCGUUUUCCUCUACAGGAAAAUCUGAUAUUAAACUGGUCGUUAGGUAGAAAACAGAAACUCAGAGUUUUGUUUUUACAGUUAACAACAGGACCUGGCCUUUCAGGGCUGCAUCUCAAUAGUCUACAGUAGCUGAUCUGACUGUUUACUGCAAACUUUAUUCAUAUGGUUUGGACAAAUUAGUAGAGAUGAAUAUGAGCAGAAAAAACAACAAAAUGCAACACGUGAGCUCUGAUACAACGAGAGGAAAUGUAGCAAGCGACAAAAAAAAAAGACUAGAGAGAUGACGAUGAGUACAUGGGGAAAAGGUUUGUUUGAGAAGAGAGUACAAGUAAGAGCUUUAGAGAAGUGCUGCUGUCCUCCUCCAAUCCCAUGAUGCAACACUGCAUCAGUGCUUCAACUGGCCGCUGAGACGCCUUCCAUCUACAGAAAGAGUCAGAUAACGCGUGAAUGAACCAGACCGCUCACAUUCUCAUCACUCGUGUGUUUAAAAAGAUGGUUUUGAGGUUGUAUCAUCAUUUUAAGGUUCUGUUGUUGCUGCUGCUUGUGUUAUAUUUUAUUACACGUUAAAGUCUCACUGUUGUCGUUACCAGUGCUCGACGUCUGCGUCCUCAAACUGACCGGCCUCCAGCUCUGCUGCAUCCACCUCCAUACCGUCUGCAAACGACAACAAGCACACUCAAUUUUAACAGCAUCCCAUAAACAAAAUCCAGUGAGAUCAGCUGUUGUGUUUUUCUUUUUCACUGCAGAUAUGUGUAACAGAACACAACAAAGCCUCCAAUAGUCUUGGGUUUCCUUCAGAUCUCGGUCAAGCUAAAUUUCUCAGUUUAUCACAGAAUUCAAACAAACUAUUGAGCGCUGGAAACGUUUCCUUCUCUCUACGAUUUUUUAACUGUAAAUCAGGCGUCAACCUCUGAAAAGUGAAGCCAAUGCGGAAAUGUCUUAAAACUUACAUUCUCUCUAAUGGCCAGCAGGGGGCGACUCCUCUGAAUGUAUAGAGGUGUGUUGGACCCUCCAUUGUUUAAACAUGAUUAUGGGGCUGCUAUUAAAACCUUAUGCCACACUUAUGCACGCUACAGCACGGCUCUACUUUGGUUUUCCAUGAGCAAAUCCUGCAGAUAGUAUCUGGUACGUAUUUAUUGUACCACCUUGGUCGAGUUUCCAAGUGAGCUGGAGCCGACACUACAAGGUGGAGUUAAAACACUGCAGACUACUGAUCAAAUACCGCAAUAUUUGUUUAUUCACUCGACCCAGAUUAAAAAUAAAUAAAUAGCAGCCCAAGCUGGUGGCAAGCUGUGAGAGCAAAGAACGCUGACCACAG